This is a messenger RNA of Juglans microcarpa x Juglans regia, 760 nucleotides long. RefSeq names its product argininosuccinate synthase, chloroplastic-like. Lineage: Eukaryota; Viridiplantae; Streptophyta; Magnoliopsida; Fagales; Juglandaceae. Gene Ontology annotation, biological process: urea cycle; L-arginine biosynthetic process. Bases 1 to 489 code for a protein of 162 amino acids. The record is from RefSeq and is a predicted model, not a curated record. Gene Ontology annotation, molecular function: argininosuccinate synthase activity; ATP binding. The transcript has a single exon. Gene Ontology annotation, cellular component: cytoplasm.
AUGGCUCUGUACAAGGCAAUCUCGGCGAGCAGUCUCGCUUUUCUACCACCCAGGAGAGAAUCAUUCAUGUACAACGAAAGAGUAUAUUGUCCGAGAAUAUUGUCUUCUUUCCCAGAGUUGGCGGCUAGAACGAGUGAGCUUCAUGGCCAUGUUGUUGCAGCCACUGGUAACCCAAGCAAUUUUACCAAGUCUUGUAACAAUCAAGUUAUUCAAGCGGUGUUACAAAGUGAAAGAGAGGUGGAAGUUUCUGGAUCUAUACUCAAUGGAGGGUUCCAUGGUAAAUUCAAUAAUGCUAUUUUGGCCAAUAGUGGUGGCUUAGACACAUCAGUCAUUGUUCUAUGGCUGAGGGAGAACUAUGGCUGUGAUGUUGUUUGCUUCACUGUUGAUGUUGGUCAGGGUAUAAAGGAAUUGGAAGUCUUGGAAAAGAAGGCUAAAGCCAGCAGGGCUUGUCAGUUAGUGGUGAAGGACUUAAGGGAGGAAUUUGUAUGAGACUUCAUAUAUCCUUGUUUGAGAGCUGGUGCAGUUUAUGAAAGGAAAUAUUUGCUAGGAACCUCGAUGGCUCACCUUGUUAUUGCAAAGGCCAUGGUAGAUGUUGCAAUGAAGUUGGAGCUGAUGCUGUUUCUCAUGGAUGUGCAGGAAAAGGAAAUGAUCAGGUGCGCUUUGAGCUCACAUUCUUUGCUUUGAAUCCCAAGCUAAAUGUUGUGGAUCCCUAGAGGGAAUGAGAUAUUACAGGGAGAAAAGAUGCUAUUGAAUAUGCUAA